UGACAGCACAAAGGAGUCGGCCAUUUUAUUGCUGGCUUGAUGAAGCUGUGGCAUUUCGCCCAGUUUAGUUUUGUUGAAUAAAUUGAGCUAUUUUUUUCUAAAUAUCUGUUUUAAACAUCGUACAAAUCUGUAUACGUACUUAGUGUAAGUUUUAAAAAGUGUUUAUGUAUUGAGGUGUCGAGAAAAUGGAUGAUCCGAACAGGAUGAUGGCGCAUAGCGGUGGGUUGAUGGGACCGCAGGGCUAUGGAUUGCCAGGAGGCGAGGGUGCUCCGGCAGCGGGCGAGGGUGAAGCUCGCAAGCAGGACAUUGGAGAGAUAUUGCAGCAAAUCAUGAACAUUACGGACCAGAGUCUUGAUGAAGCGCAAGCGAGAAAACACACAUUGAAUUGUCACAGGAUGAAACCUGCCCUAUUUUCAGUAUUGUGUGAGAUCAAAGAAAAAACUGUCCUGUCACUCCGCAACACGCAAGAGGAGGAGCCCCCAGACCCGCAGCUGAUGCGGCUGGACAACAUGCUGAUCGCGGAGGGAGUCGCGGGCCCCGAGAAGGGCGGAGGCGCGGGAGCAGCCGCCUCCGCCUCCGCUGCCGCUGGCGAGUGGGGCACUGUGGCCCAAGCAGAUAACGCGAUCGAGCACUCGGACUACCGCGCGAAGCUCGCGCAGAUCCGCCAGAUCUACCAUCAGGAACUGGACAAGUACGAGAACGCGUGCAACGAGUUCACCACGCACGUCAUGAACCUGCUACGCGAGCAGAGCCGCACGCGCCCCAUCACGCCCAAGGAAAUAGAACGCAUGGUGCAGAUCAUCCACAAGAAGUUCAGCUCCAUCCAGAUGCAGCUGAAGCAGUCCACGUGCGAGGCCGUCAUGAUCCUGCGCUCGCGUUUCCUGGACGCGCGCAGAAAGCGGCGCAACUUCAGCAAGCAGGCCUCCGAGAUCCUCAACGAGUACUUCUACUCGCACCUGUCCAACCCCUACCCCAGCGAGGAGGCCAAGGAGGAGCUGGCACGCAAGUGCGGCAUCACGGUGUCCCAGGUGUCCAAUUGGUUCGGCAACAAGCGCAUCCGCUACAAGAAGAACAUCGGCAAGGCUCAAGAGGAGGCGAACCUGUACGCCGCGAAGAAAGCCGCCGACUUGCCUUGGGUUGGCGCGGGCAGGCGAGACGCUAGCUCCCCCCCACCCAGAGCCACUUCAUAUUACACAGCAGGCGCGUCGCCGUACUCGAUGGGCGCCGCUUCGGGCACGGCCACGCCGAUGAUGUCGCCGGCGCCCACGCAGGACUCCAUGGGCUACUCGCUGCCGGCGCCCGGCUACGACCAGCCGCAGCCCGGCUACGACGGCUCCAUGGGCUACGACCACAUGCACCAAGACCUCUCGCCGUAGGCGCCUGGCCCCCGCACCUGAGGUUACGGGCACGACGAAACGAUUGUGCAGCUUCCACUGAAUUGCCAUUUACAUUAACGUACUAUAUUCGGCCCUCGCGGCCUCCUAUUGCCUUAGGACAUAGGACUACGUAUACUAUUACGGUUACUACCCUAGACUACACAUUCUAGCGAACGUAUUUUUGGAAGGAUAUGUAAUUGAAAUGUAUUUUAUUUGUAUUAUUGAUCAAUCUAUAUGACUGUACCCAGUAUUUGUUUUAAUCGUUCUUAUUUGAUGUUUUAAUUUUUAUAUACAUGCAUAGUUGUAAUUAUAUUUUCGGCGAGACUUGUUUUCUUAAAAGCGGCAGUUAUUUAAAGUAUUAUAAUUUUAUUCGAGCCAGUGAAUCAUGAAUUAAUUUUAUAUUUUCUAAAGUUAUUAUUCGGGCAGUAUUAGUUAUUUAUAAAAAGCAUCACAUCGAUUGGCGGGGAUCUCGUGUUUCUAAACGUUCACUAAUUAAUCGUCUCUACUCUAUGGUGGAUAUAGUUAUACGAUAGAUGUAAGCUAUACUAGUGUAAUAAUUAACUUUAAGUAUUCAGAUAUUUUGUGCUAACUAGUGUCCUGUGGACGCGUCCGCCUGUCGCCUCUGCACGCGGCCAUCGGCCUUUAGCAAUAAGAAUCUUGUCAGACUAGGUAACUUAAAAAUGUUGAAUUAUAAAAUGGCACAAAUUGAGACACAAAAAUAUGUCAAUAUGAAUUAACCCUUUCACUGCUUUAGGUCGGAUGAUCUUGGUCAUCCAAUGUCAUAUUGAUGAUAUUCCAGUGUUGCUAGUUUU
This is a messenger RNA of Ostrinia furnacalis (Asian corn borer), 2188 nucleotides long. RefSeq names its product PBX homeobox extradenticle (gene exd). The transcript has 9 exons. The coding region runs from base 186 to 1376 and encodes 396 amino acids. NCBI's taxonomy places the organism in Eukaryota, Metazoa, Arthropoda, Insecta, Lepidoptera, Crambidae. Gene Ontology annotation, biological process: regulation of DNA-templated transcription. Gene Ontology annotation, cellular component: nucleus. Gene Ontology annotation, molecular function: DNA binding; DNA-binding transcription factor activity, RNA polymerase II-specific. The record is from RefSeq and is a predicted model, not a curated record.